Molecule: messenger RNA, 789 nt
Organism: Papaver somniferum (opium poppy)
Lineage: Eukaryota; Viridiplantae; Streptophyta; Magnoliopsida; Ranunculales; Papaveraceae
Exons: 1
Coding region: 1-789 (262 amino acids)
Source: RefSeq, a predicted model, not a curated record
AUGCAUAAUCUUCUUUCUUUGUUUGGUAAAUAUCAAGUGGCCUCGGGGAAAACUGUUUGUCAUCAAAAGAGUAAGGUUUACUAUGGUGGUGGUUCCUUGAGUCGCUGUAGAACUAUCACAAAAUUACUUGGUAUGGAAGUAACUACUUUUCCGGAUAGAUAUUUGGGUGUUCAAAUUAUGCCUGGUGCUGUUAGGUAUCGUCAUAUAAGCAAUGUGAUUGAUAAAAUCAAGAAGCAACUUUAUGUUUGGAAGGGUAAACUUCUUUCUUUUCAAGACAGAGUUGUUUUAAUUAAUUCGGUGAUUGCAAGUUAUGCCAUUCACAACAUGGCUGUUUACAAGUGGCCUAAGAAGUUCAUUCAACAAGCUGAAAGAGUCAUUCGCAAUUUUCGUUGGUCUGGUGAUGCGGAGUUUGCAAGGAAGUUUGUUGUUGGCUAUCCCAAAGUUUUCUGCCCUUUGAAAGAAGGUGGUUUGGGAAUUAUUAGCAUGGAUGUUACAAACAACGCUCUUUUGAUGAAGUUUUGGUGGAGUAUACGCUCUUCUAACAAGCAGUGGGCUAGAUUCUUGUGGAAAAAAUAUACCACGCGGCUUGGUAAAAUAAAGCAAUAUGGUGUGAAAUCGUCGAUUCUGCCAGGCAUCAGAUUGAUUCAUACCGUUGUUGACAGAAAUACUGAAGUUCUUCUUGGGGAUGACAGGUCUACUUCUCUUUAUUUUGAUGUUUGGUAUGGUAAUGAGAGUAUUUCUGACAUGCUUGGUGAAAUUUGUGAUAUUGUCGUGCAUAAUAACUGGUAG